Messenger RNA from Diabrotica virgifera virgifera (western corn rootworm), 2317 nucleotides. RefSeq lists its product as uncharacterized. The coding region runs from base 95 to 2236 and encodes 713 amino acids. The transcript is spliced from 6 exons. Gene Ontology annotation, cellular component: extracellular matrix. NCBI's taxonomy places the organism in Eukaryota, Metazoa, Arthropoda, Insecta, Coleoptera, Chrysomelidae. The record is from RefSeq and is a predicted model, not a curated record.
GGGGUGGGACCAGCUAAUAAACGCAACAAAAAUCAUAUAAAUAACAAACAACUGAUUGCAAAAAUAUUCUAAACUUUUCGAACUAACAAACAAGAUGGCAACCAAAUUUUUAGUUCUCGCCGCAUUCAUUGCAGUAGCUAAAGCCGGUUCUUAUGGAUCAGGUUUCGGCUACGCCGCGCCAGCUGUUGUCGCUCACGGAUCUCACGAUGCCAUCUCUACCUACUCCACUGUGCAACAUCAUGCUCCAGCCGUACACUCCUAUGCUGCUCACGCUCCCCUCGUUCAUGCUCCAGUUACCCAUUCCUACGCAGCUCCUUUGGUUCAAGCUCCAGUCGCUCACGCUUACGCUGCUCCCGUUGCUCACGUUCACGCUGAACCCUCUGCACCAGCCCAUUACGACUUCGCAUAUGGAGUAAGUGACCCCCACACCGGAGAUGCUAAGAGCCAACACGAAUCUCGUCGUGGAGAUGUUGUUCACGGAAGCUACUCCCUCGUAGAAUCCGAUGGAACCAAACGUACUGUAGACUACACUGCUGAUCCACACCAUGGAUUUAAUGCUGUUGUACACAAAGAACCUACCGUACAUGCUGUUGCUCCAGUUGUUGCCAAAAUCGUAGCCCCAGUAGCUCAUGCUGCUUAUGCUGCUCCAGCGGUUCAUGCCGCUUACUCUGCUCCAGCAGUUCAUGCUGCUUACUCUGCUCCAGCAGUUCAUGCUGCUUACUCUGCUCCAGUUGUCCAUGCUGCCCACGCUGCCCCAGUUGCCCAUGCUGCUUAUGCUGGUCCAGUUGCCCACGCCGCUUAUGCAGCACCAGCUCUACAUGGAUACGCUAGCUCUGUUGCUCAUGGUUACACUGCUCCUUUGGCUCAUGGUCAUCAUGCUUAUGCUGCUCAUGCUCCAGUCCUUUCACAUAACUUGUGGUACUGGUGCUGCAUAAGCGGCGUGGGCUACUGGAGCAGCAUAAGCAGCAUGAGCAACUGGGACAGCAUGAGCAACAUGAGCAACUGGAGCAGCGUAAGCAGCAUGGGCAACUGGGGCAGCAUAUGCAGCAUGAGCUACUGGAGCAGCAUGAGCUACUGGGGCUACGAUUUUGGCAACAACUGGGGCAACAGCAUGUACGGAAGGUUCUUUGUGUACAACAGCGUUAAAUCCAUGGUGUGGAUCAGCAGUGUAGUCGACGGUACGUUUGCUUCCAUCGGAUUCCACGACAUCUCCGGUGUGAGGGUCACUUACUCCAUAUGCGAAAUCGUAGUGGGCUGGUGCAGAGGGUUCAUCAUGAACGUGAGCAACAGGAGCAGCGUAAGCGUGAGCGACUGGGGCGUGAACCAAAGGAGCUGCGUAGGAAUGGGCAACUGGAGCAUGGACAAGGGGAGCGUGAGCGGCAUAGGAGUGUACGGCUGGAGCAUGGUGUUGAACAGUGGAGUAGGUAGAGAUGGCAUCGUGAGAUCCUAUUGUGAAGUUUACGAACUAAAAAACAUGGCAGCCAAAUUUAUAGUCCUCGCCGCAUUCAUUGCAGUAGCUCAUGCUGGUUCCUGGAGCUCAGGUCUCGGCUAUGCCGCACCAGCUGUAGUUGCUCAUGGAUCUCACGAUGCUAUCUCCACCUACUCCACUGUUCAACAUCAUGCUCCAGCCGUACACUCCUACGCUGCUCACGCGCCCCUCGUCCACGCUCCAGUUGCUCAUUCCUACGCAGCUCCUUUGGUUCACGCUCCAGUCGCUCACGCUUACGCUGCUCCCGUUGCUCACGUUCACGCUGAACCCUCUGCACCAGCCCAUUACGACUUCGCAUAUGGAGUAAGUGACCCCCACACCGGAGAUGCUAAGAGCCAACAUGAAUCUCGUCGUGGAGAUGUUGUUCACGGAAGCUACUCACUCUUGGAAUCCGAUGGAACCAAACGUACCGUUGACUACACUGCUGAUCCACACAAUGGAUUUAACGCUGUUGUACACAAAGAACCUGCCGUGCACGCUGUUGCUCCCGUUGUCGCUAAAGUUGUAGCUCCAGUUGUUGCUAAAAUCGCAGCCCCAGUAGCUUAUGCUGCUCCAGUAGCUCAUGCUGCCUAUGCUGCUCCAGUAGCUCAUGCUGCUUAUGCUGCUCCAGUUGCUCACGCCGCUUAUGCUACCCCAUCUGUUCAUGAAUACGGCAGCUCUGUUGCUCAUGGUUACGCUGCUCCUUUGGCCUAUGGUCAUCAUGGUUAUGCUGCUCAUGCUCCAGUACUCUCACACAACUUAUGGUAAUUGUGAAAAGAAAUUAUUAUAGGUCUUGUAUAUAACUUAUUUAUGCUCAUUGAAAUACAAUAGAAAUUGUUAAAAAACAUA